AUGGCAGCAAUGAAGGCGUGGGAUAUAGAUCCGCUGGAGGCUGGCGCGGCCGCGAGCAGUGCUCCAGCACAGUCCGGCGCCAGGGUCUCCGGUAGCAGCACGCCGCGCCGCCCCCACCGCCAGCCCCAGAGCCGUGGACGCCACGGCCCGCCUGCCAUGAGAUGGUCGACGAAAACCAUACCAGUGUGGAACAAUCCUAACAGUUUACAUGUCUCCGUACAGAGGCCCUUCCUCGUUUAUGUGCUGGAUUUGACUGUAAUUUCUUCCAGAGCAAAGCAUGGAUGUGGGCUAUAUGGCAGCUAUGCUUUUGGAUGUCACUCUUGCUUCUGGCUGAAGCAAGAGGCAGUGGCCGUGGUGGCAGGGGUGCCAGUGCUGCAGGGCGCGGCUUCAGUAAGACCGUGUGGCGUGGAGCAGGCCACCAGUAUGGCCACCAUCGCGCCUACUACCGGUCUGAGGCUAUUGGACAACCAAUAUGUAUUACUGUCACCUUCUGUCUGACAUUCAUUUCUGGUUUCACAGUUUAGAAUUUUAUAGCUCCUGUGAAAGAACAUUUGUCAUCUUCAUUCUCAUUAUGAAAAACUAUAUUUAAUUUAAGCAUACAAAAUUAACUUCAUACUAAAACUUCAAAAGAUUUGUGGAAAGCAACCUUUCCAUGUAUUAUGAGAUGUCAAAUGAUGGCAAGAUGAAUUUUAGUAUCAACAAAGGCAUGAAUAUUUUGCAGGUUAUGGCUUCUCUGUACAUUAUACUGACAAUAGACAAUCUUAUUAUUAACUAUAGGUAUAUAAGACAAGACAAUUAACAUAAAGGAAAAACACUUCUUUCACUGAAGAGCUCAAUUUAUAAUAGCUUUAUACUUAAGAUUGACAUUUGUAUAAACAAAACAUCAGAUUGACAUUUGUAUAAAC
Molecule: messenger RNA, 905 nt
Organism: Schistocerca nitens (vagrant locust)
Lineage: Eukaryota; Metazoa; Arthropoda; Insecta; Orthoptera; Acrididae
Exons: 4
Coding region: 1-498 (165 amino acids)
Source: RefSeq, a predicted model, not a curated record